CGGACCCCGAGUCGUCUGCGGCCGGGGGACCCCUUCCCGCCCUCCGUCUCACCCGCUGGGCUGUGGAACUAGCGCGCGUCCCCCCUGUGUCCCUCACUCGUGGCGGGGCUCGGCUCGUGGCCUCUCAGUCGAGCUCUGCUCCACGCGACUCCGCGGACCGGCUGGGGUGUCCGCUUCUCCCUGCCCCUCCAAGGCCUGAGGCCGUGGUUCAAAAAUGGCUGGGCUCCCAUGGCCUCGCAUCAAGGUUGCUGACUUUCCAUGAUGUUUGGUGGUUAUGAGACCAUAGAAGCAUAUGAAGAUGACCUUUAUCGUGAAGAGUCAUCUAGUGAACUGAGUGUUGAUAGUGAGGUGGAAUUUCAGCUCUACAGCCAAGUUCAUUAUGCCCAAGAUCUUGAUAAUGUCAUCAAAGAGGAAGAACAUGAAGAGAAGAACUCUGGGAAUCCUGAAUCAUUCAGUAGUAAACCAAAUCAGAAGAACUUAAUUAUCCUUUCAGAUAGUGAGGUCAUCCAGCUAUCAGAUGGGUCAGAGGUCAUCACACUGUCUGAUGAAGAUAGUAUUUAUAAAUGUAAAAGAAAGAAUUUUAGAGUCCAUGCAGAAGAAAAGACCCAAGGUCCUCCUGCUUUUCUUCAUUCUAAUGAGUUGGCAGAUAAGAAAUGCAAGAGGGAUAUUGAGAAGACGAAAGCUGGAGAGAGAUCAGGUACAAUCCAAGAGGUCAUGAUUAUAGAGGUCAGUUCAAGUGAAGAGGAAGAGAGCACCAUUUCAGAAAGCGAUAAUGUGGAAAGCUGGAUGCUGCUGGGAUGUGAAGUUGAUGAUAAAGAUGACGAUAUCCUUCUCAAUCUUGUGGGGUGUGAAAAGUCUGUUAAUGAAGAACCAUUUUCUGAAGAGACUUCAUCCUCCUUUGAACUACCUUGGCACCUUUGUCAAAAUCCAUUGGCCAUAUAAACUGGAGUCUAUUUUUUUACUUUCUACUUUGUGAAAUUGAUCUACAUGUUUGUGCAUAACAUAAUUUCACGUUGUCUUGGUCAUUAUAACUGUACUAAGUCUUGAAAUUGUGGAGAAUAAUUUUUCUAGUUUUGUUCUUAUACUGUUUUGCUUUGUCUUUCCAUUUCUAUUUGUAUUUUCAAAUAAUCUAGUUAAUUUUAAAAAACUGGAAUUUUGAUUUUUUGUUGUUGUUGUGUCUCUACAUUAAUUUGGGGAAGAAUUGAUAUCUUAGUGAUAAUCUCCUGAUUCAUGCACAUGGUAUAGCUCUCCAUUUAGUUAGGCUUUCUUUAAUUUCUUAAAUCAUAUUUUUGAAGCUUUCAGUCUAUAUGUCUUGAAUAUUAAUUGGUAAAUUUAUCUCUAAGUAUUUGUUUUGAUUGUAAGUGAUACUUUUUAAUCCAACUUACAAUUUUCAGUUGAUAGUAUAGGCUUAAAAUGGUAUUUUGUUUCUCUUUUAUCCUCCAACCUUGCUAAACUCAGUUGCUUGUGAUUUCUUUAGGAUUUUCUACAUAAAUUAUCAUGUCAUAUGCAAAUAAAGACAGUUUUACUUCAUUUA
Messenger RNA from Balaenoptera acutorostrata (minke whale), 1534 nucleotides. It is a transcript of the gene ZCCHC7, whose product is annotated as zinc finger CCHC-type containing 7. NCBI's taxonomy places the organism in Eukaryota, Metazoa, Chordata, Mammalia, Artiodactyla, Balaenopteridae. The record is from RefSeq and is a predicted model, not a curated record. Bases 259 to 942 code for a protein of 227 amino acids. The transcript has 3 exons.